AUGUUCUGCCAAAAUGCUUUCAGGCAAAAUUCUCCACCUGAUGGUUUCAUGGAGCUGGCUUCUGAAGUUGCAGACCAUGCAGGUCGUCUUCCUUUGGGUCUAAACAUUCUUGGUUCGACCGCUUACACCCUCAUGGACAUGAUAUCUCCCUCUUUGACGUGUUUGUACCUCUCGGAUAUCCCAACUUUGGUGGAGCUUCCUUCUUCAUUUCAGAAUCUCAGUAAACUGGAAACGUUGAUCAUUACAGACUGCAUAAAUCUGGAGACUCUUCCAAAUGGCAUCAAUUUCGAAUCUCUUGAUCUCGAUCUGUCUGGAUGCUCACGGUUGAGGAGUUUUCCUGAUAUCUCAACCAACAUCUCAUAUCUCAUCUAA
Molecule: messenger RNA, 372 nt
Organism: Microthlaspi erraticum
Lineage: Eukaryota; Viridiplantae; Streptophyta; Magnoliopsida; Brassicales; Brassicaceae
Source: the annotation of a GenBank genome assembly